Messenger RNA from Chondrus crispus (carragheen), 108 nucleotides. RefSeq lists its product as hypothetical. The record is from RefSeq and is a predicted model, not a curated record. NCBI's taxonomy places the organism in Eukaryota, Rhodophyta, Florideophyceae, Gigartinales, Gigartinaceae. The transcript has a single exon. The coding region runs from base 1 to 108 and encodes 35 amino acids.
AUGGCUUGGUCAGUUCGCAUACUUUGGGUAUGUCUGACCUACUCAGGCAAUUAUCAAAGAUUGAACACCAUUGGUUGCAACCGGUACCACAAUGCGGACUCGUCGUAG